UUCAUCUAUCGUGAUCAAUUUUCUGUGAAAUGGAAAUUUUUGACAAAGGGAAUAAUGCCAAGAGUUUUACCGAUUAUCAUAACAAAAAGUUGUUUGGGUAUUGGAAAACGUAUAAAACCCUUUGUCGUAAUACUUUUCCCCAAAAACAUGAAACCCUUCACCUGGAUCCUUCUUUUGGUCUCUUUAUUUGCAGUUGUCAUUGCUAAAGAAAGCUGUAACCCGUCUACUGUCAACGUUCCAUUGGAAGAAUCCCGUUUGAAGCACAAGAUUGCAGAUUUAAGCAAAGAUAAAUGAAAUGAUUUAUUGGCAUCUUAAUAACUUGAAUAAAAACACCAAAAUAUU
Molecule: messenger RNA, 342 nt
Organism: Caenorhabditis elegans
Lineage: Eukaryota; Metazoa; Nematoda; Chromadorea; Rhabditida; Rhabditidae
Gene: C35B1.9
Exons: 2
Coding region: 55-294 (79 amino acids)
Source: RefSeq, marked reviewed